AUGUACACCCCCGUCAGUUCCCGUGCCGCCAACGCCUACCGCCAGGUAGGUGUGCAAUCUGGUGUGGAUGGUGCAAACCCCCAUCAGUUGAUCCAGAUGCUGUUUGAUGGCUUGCUGCAGGCGCUGAACGAGGCGCGUGGUGCCAUGCAACGCGGCGAGAUGGAAACCAAAGGUCGGCUCAUCGGAAAAGCGGUGCGCAUUCUUGAUGAGGGGCUGAAGGCAGCACUCAAUCCGCAGCAAGGCGGAGAGAUUGCGCAGAACCUGCGGGCGCUCUAUGAGUACUGUGUCAGCCGCCUGACCCUUGCCAAUCUGCGCAACGAUCCGGCCUUGCUGGAAGAGGUGGUCGUUCUGAUCGAACCGGUGGCGCAAAGCUGGGCUGCGAUUGGCGGUGCGCAGGGGAAUGGGGAGCCUUCCGCGAAGGUGGGGGGGUGA
Messenger RNA from Ostertagia ostertagi, 432 nucleotides. The record is from the annotation of a GenBank genome assembly. Lineage: Eukaryota; Metazoa; Nematoda; Chromadorea; Rhabditida; Trichostrongylidae.